Tigriopus californicus is the source of this 1067-nucleotide messenger RNA. Its product is annotated as palmitoyl-protein thioesterase 1-like. The record is from RefSeq and is a predicted model, not a curated record. Gene Ontology annotation, cellular component: lysosome. The coding region runs from base 1 to 1011 and encodes 336 amino acids. The transcript is spliced from 3 exons. Gene Ontology annotation, molecular function: palmitoyl-(protein) hydrolase activity. Gene Ontology annotation, biological process: protein depalmitoylation; receptor-mediated endocytosis. Lineage: Eukaryota; Metazoa; Arthropoda; Copepoda; Harpacticoida; Harpacticidae.
AUGAUCACAACCGGUUUCUAUCCAAAACGAGUGGAUAUGUCAAUUUCCCUUGACACCAUGGCGAUUAAAGACCUCUUGGCAUUGGUUGUGUUUUCCAUUUUGAUCGUGAGCAAUUCUGCUUCAAUUGAAGGAAACUCAAUCCUGAAAUUGUCCAGGACAACCCCGGGGGUGAACGAUCCCACCCCGAUCGUGAUUUGGCAUGGCAUGGGUGAUACUUGCUGCAAUCCCUUAAGUAUGGGCUACAUCAAACGGACCUUUGAGCAACACAUUCCUGGGGUGUAUGUCCGCAGCGUGCGUAUUGGCAACUCCUUUGUCGAUGACACCCGGAACGGCUUCUUCUUAGACGUCAAUACCCAAGUCGAGAUGGUGUGUCAAAAGAUUGCCUCAGAUCCUUUGCUUCAAAACGGGUAUAAUGCUGUUGGGUUUUCUCAAGGAGCUCAAUUCCUGAGGGCCGUGGCUCAAAGAUGUCCUCAAGGCAUGAAGAACCUCAUCAGUGUGGGUGGGCAACAUCAAGGUGUAUAUGGGUUACCUCAAUGUAUGGGAGAAAGCCACAUCAUUUGCGACUACGUGCGCAGACUGCUCAAUUAUGGAGCCUACACACAUUGGGUCCAAAACUUCCUCGUACAAGCUCAGUAUUGGCACGACCCUUUGGACGAGGCCACAUACAGAGAUAGGAGCCUUUUCAUCGCCGAGAUCAACAAUGAACGCUCCCCCAAGAAUCCCAACUACAAAGAGAACCUCUUGAAGUUGGAGAAGUUUGUGAUGGUCAAGUUCACCGAGGACACAAUGGUGGACCCGAAAGGGACCGAAUGGUUCUCAUUCUAUGCGCCUGGCCAAGCUAAGGUCAUGUUGCCCUUCAAUGAGACCACUUUGUACAAAGAGGAUUGGAUUGGGUUAAAGGCCAUGGAUGAACAGGGCAAGCUGGUCUUCUUGGAAUGCGAAGGAAACCAUUUGCGGAUGUCUGACGAGUUCUUGCUUAAUCAAAUCAUUCGCCCUUUCUUGGCAAACUAACCGGGCCAGGGGAAAUAAACUCAACCUCGAGUGUGACCUAAAGGGUUAUUUUCAAA